Haemorhous mexicanus (house finch) is the source of this 2677-nucleotide messenger RNA. It is a transcript of the gene TINAGL1, whose product is annotated as tubulointerstitial nephritis antigen like 1. The record is from RefSeq and is a predicted model, not a curated record. The coding region runs from base 24 to 1508 and encodes 494 amino acids. The transcript has 12 exons. Gene Ontology annotation, cellular component: lysosome. Gene Ontology annotation, molecular function: peptidase inhibitor activity; cysteine-type peptidase activity. Gene Ontology annotation, biological process: proteolysis. NCBI's taxonomy places the organism in Eukaryota, Metazoa, Chordata, Aves, Passeriformes, Fringillidae.
AGGAGAGACGGGGGUCCCGCCCCAUGGGUUCCGUGAGGGAUUCCAGCACCGGACCCUCCACUCCUCUCACGGGGUCUCUGCGCGGCGGGCGCGGCAGGUGUGGGGACAUGACCGGGGACAUGCGGGCCCUGCUGUGCCUCUGGCUGGUGGCCCAGGUGGCCCAGGUGGCCCUGUCCUCCCGGGUCCGCACCCGCCGGGAGCUGGGGCCCGGGUUGUACCAGCACGGCGUCUACGACGCGGGCGGCUCCUACUGCCAGCGGCGGGACGUCUGCUGCCACGGCCGCGACGACGGCUGCACCGUGCCCUACCACGACACCCUCUGCUACUGCGACCUCUUCUGCAACCGCACCGUGUCCGACUGCUGCCCCGACUUCUGGGAAUACUGCCUGGGCAUCCCGGCGCCCUUCCCCAAAGCCCCAGGCUGUGCCCGUGCCGGACUCAAUUAUCCCACGGGAGCCACGUACCGGGAGAAUUGCAACCUGUGCACCUGCGGGCCGGGCGGGCAGUGGCAGUGCGAGGACCACGCCUGCCUGAUGGAUGGGGAGCUAAUCGAUGCCAUCAACCGGGGCAAUUACGGCUGGAGAGCCGCCAACUACAGCCAGUUCUGGGGGAUGACCCUGGAGGAUGGGAUCCGGCACCGCCUGGGCACCUUCCGUCCCUCUCCCACCGUCAUGAACAUGAACGAGAUGCACAUGAACAUGGACUCCAACGAGGUGCUGCCGCGUCACUUCGAUGCCGCCGCGAAGUGGCCCGGGAUGAUCCACGAGCCCCUGGACCAGGGGAACUGCGCGGGCUCCUGGGCCUUCUCCACGGCCGCCGUAGCCUCGGACCGCAUCUCCAUCCACUCCAUGGGCCACAUGACCCCCGCGCUGUCGCCGCAAAACCUCCUGUCCUGUGACACCCGCAACCAGCGCGGCUGCAGCGGGGGGCGCCUGGACGGAGCCUGGUGGUACCUGCGCAGGAGGGGGGUGGUGACAGACGAGUGCUACCCGUUCACGAGCCAGCAGAGCCCGCCGGCGGCUCCGCCCUGCAUGAUGCACAGCCGCUCCACGGGCCGGGGCAAGCGACAGGCGACAGCGCGCUGCCCCAACCCCCAGACCCACUCCAACGAGAUCUACCAGUCCACCCCCGCCUACCGCCUCUCCUCCAGCGAGAAGGAGAUCAUGAAGGAGCUGCUGGAGAACGGCCCCGUGCAAGCCAUCCUGGAGGUGCACGAGGAUUUCUUCAUGUACAAGAGCGGGAUCUAUCGGCACACGCCCGUGGCCGAGGGGAAGGGGCCGAAGCACCAGAGGCACGGGACCCACUCGGUGAAAAUCACCGGGUGGGGAGAGGAGCAGCUGCCUGAUGGCCAGACCCAAAAAUACUGGACGGCGGCCAACUCGUGGGGCACGGCGUGGGGCGAGGGCGGCCACUUUCGCAUCGCCCGCGGCGUCAACGAGUGCGAGGUGGAGACUUUCGUGGUGGGGGUGUGGGGCCGCGUCAGCAUGGAGGACAUGCCCCACAAGUGAGCCCCCCGAUGUCCCUGUGUCCCCAGCGCGGCCCCGCUCAGCUCACAGCACGCUGGGGAGGCGGCUGGCGCUGUCCCCCGUGUCCCCAUGGCCGGGGGCUGCGUGUUCCCCGUGUCCCCAUGGCUAGGGGCUGGCGCUGUCCCCUGUGUCCCCAUGGCCGGGGGCUGGCGCUGUCCCCCGUGUCCCCAUGGCCGGGGGCUGGCGCUGUCCCCUGUGUCCCCAUGGCUAGGGGCUGGCGCUGUCCCCUGUGUCCCCAUGGCCGGGGGCUGCGUGUCCCCUGUGUCCCCAUGCCAGGGGCUGCGUGUCCCCUGUGUCCCCCGGCCAGGGGCUGCGUGUCCCCUGUGUCCCCUGGCCGGGGGCUGUGUGUCCCCCGUGUCCCCAUGGCCGGGGGCUGGCGCUGUCCCCUGUGUCCCCCCGGCCGGGGGCUGGCGCUGUCCCCCGUGUCCCCAUGGCUAGGGGCUGGCGCUGUCCCCUGUGUCCCCCGGCCGGGGGCUGCGUGUCCCCCUGUGUCCCCAUGGCCGGGGGCUGUGUGUCCCCUGUGUCCCCUGGCCGGGGGCUGCGUGUCCCCGCUGUGCUGACUCAGCGGCUGAGGGCAGUGGGGCGUGCGAGGGGGGUGCCCCGGGGGCUGCUCCCGUCUCCCAUGGGAUUUACCCGCUAAUCCCCCCGCCCCGGGCUCGGCUGGGCUGCGCUGCCGGCAGGGGGCUCUUCAAAGGCAGCUGCACCCCCCUCCCCAUCCCGGCUGGGGUUGUGGGAUUCCCCCUCCCCUUUUCCCAGUGGGGGGACCCCCAUAUUCCUGCCCCUCCCGUCCUGGCUCCAGCAGCUCCCCCCAGCAGGGCAGCGCUGGAGCUGGGGGGUGAAAUAACCCAGCGGGGGGGUCCCCUGAGCCCCCAGGGCUGGUGUCGCCAGGAUGGGGUCCCCACCGUCCCCCCCCCCCCGCCCGUCCCUAUGGUGCUAUGGCCCUGCCACCCCCCUGGGGGACAGCAGGGACAAGGGAGGGCUCAGCCCCGUGGUGUCCCCGUCCUGGGGGGGGCCACAAGUGGGGUCCACGCAGCCAGCACAGCCCGGGACCUCCCCCCUCCACCCCAACCCAAGGGCUGUACUUUUAAGACUUUUUUUUUGUAUUUAUUUUGCUUUUUAUUGUUUGUAAAUAAAGUUAUGGAAGCCUCAGA